This is a messenger RNA of Drosophila novamexicana, 2026 nucleotides long. Its product is annotated as zinc finger protein 319. The coding region runs from base 8 to 1846 and encodes 612 amino acids. Gene Ontology annotation, cellular component: nucleus. NCBI's taxonomy places the organism in Eukaryota, Metazoa, Arthropoda, Insecta, Diptera, Drosophilidae. The transcript has 3 exons. The record is from RefSeq and is a predicted model, not a curated record.
AUUGUUAAUGUAUUGCGGCAAGGGCAUGGAGCUUGCGUCCGCUGGCUGCGCUGACUGCUGCAGCGACUGCGCCAGCGCGGCGCCCACUUGCUGCACUGCUUCGGGCUGCUGCGAUGCUGCCUGCUGCGACGUCAAUUGUCAGCUGCUGCCGCCAGAUGCCAAUAAUUAUGAAUACCACGAGCCGGAAGAGAACUUUGUGUCCAUUGACGAUGCCAAGAUAAAGAGCCUGCUGCUCCAGAUCGGAAAGCAGCAGCAGCAGCAGCAGGAGCUGCGACGCCAGCAGCAGCAGCUGCGACGCCAGCAGCAGCAGCAGCAGCUGCGACGCCAGCAGCAGCAGCAACAACAGAUUAUCGAACUUUUGGACGAUGAUGAGACUAGCGUGGAGCAGCCGCCGCCAAUGUUAAUUAGCGCAGCGCACAGCUUAAAUCCACGGAAACGCCUUUUGACCGAAAAACAACAAAUAGCCAAGAAACUGAAGCAGCGACAACAUCGAAUUGUGGCCCGGAUUGAGCUAAGCGACAGCGAAUCCGAGACGGAAAUGCCGGAGCCAGCACCGAACAGAGAUAGCGAAGAGAAUUUGCCUUUGGCUACUGUCAGCUGCGAGCUAGUGGAACCAACGCAGAUCAUUGAGCUGCCGUCGGACGAGGAGGAGCAGUUCCAGCAGCGGAAACCGCCAGCUAAGGCAGCGCCCCGCAAGCGGCCACCGAGACCCUAUAUAAAGCGACGCGGCCGGCACUUCUAUCAGUGCCAGGCAUGCGGCAAGAAGGUGCAGUCCAAUUACAAUCUGCGUCGCCACAUGAUGAUCCACACAGGUGAGCGACCCUUUCCCUGUGAUUUGUGCGAACGACGCUUUCGCGAGUUCAGCGACCUCAAGAAGCAUCGCCGACGACACAUGAACGAUCCGCGCUAUAUAUGCAUGAUCUGUCGCUUGCAUCCGCCCAUGGAGCAGGACUCAACGCGCUGUGCGGAAUGCGAGGGCAAGAAUCUGCUACUAGGACCGCAGGACUGUGAUGAUGUGGAGACUGAAAAGGUGGCGGACGAAGAGGCGGAACAAGAGCUGGAUCAGGAAUCGGACCAGGACCAGGACCAGGAAUUUGUCGUGGAGGAGCAUAACGUAAAUAAAUUUACGUCUUUACCCGUGGCAACCGUAUUGGCUUCACGGCCGCCCACGCUGCUGGUUACGCUGGUGCCCACGCCCACGCCAGCCCCAGCCCUACCAGUUAGUGCACCUAUAGCCACACCCACACCCGUCCCGCCGUCACGUCCACCAUUGCCGCGCAGCUGCAGCAGCGCCAACUCCUCCUCCUCGCUUAGCAACGAUGUGGCGCCAAGGAGGCUGGCCAGAAAUUCGCGCAAUCGGCGCUCCUAUCCGUGCCCGUUGUGCCAACGUCCGUUCGGCACGCGCCACAAUCUCAAGCGGCACUACAUGAUCCACACCGGCGAGAAGCCAUUCAGCUGCAGCAAGUGCCGCAAGCCGUUCCGCGAGUGCUCUACCCUCAAGAAGCAUAUGGUGACCCAUGUGCGCGAACGCUGGUACAAGUGCCUCAGGUGUCCCGCCAAGUAUCAGGAUUAUUUGCACUACACGGAACACAAGGCGACCCAUGGCCAGAACACGCAGCUGGAGACGGACACAAAUGGUCGCCGCAGACAACGUUCAUCUGAGAGCGAGGAUGGCGAUGGCGAUGGCGAUAGCUCUGUGGAUGAUUGGCUGGAGUGCUGCGAGUGCCAGCUACGUUUCACCCAACUGGAUGCCUACACGGAGCAUCUGAAGAAGCACGACCUGGAGCUGUAUGGCCUGAGUGUCGACGAUCUGGACGAUGAGGAUCAGGAUGUAGAUGUGGCCUAACAUUGAUCAGCUAUAGAUAUACACGCUCCAUUUGUUAAACUUGUUGCAUUCCAAACAUGGGCCCCACAUUUUCCUUCAGAGAUACAAUAUAUUGUACUCAAAAAGGAGCCUCCUUAUGCUGGCAUAACUUAAUUAAGAAUAUAAAUUAUACCUAUUUGUUAUACGAGAUGUCUAUGCGUA